AUGAACCACGUCGCCAACAAUCUGGUGCUGCAAGACAUUCGCAACGUUUUAGGCCUGCAGGUAGUUCUCGACAUGCCGCCUACAGAUGUCAAAGUGUUGCAGAUGCAGGUCGAAGACGCGGGAAGCUUAGGUCGCCUACGACUCCUUUGUUGGGUGCUCGACAAUCUUCCAGACAUAUUCGAGCCCCGUGCGACGACCAUGGGCGUUAUCCGGGACAUGGAAGUAGAUGCAAGUGUUCUGAAGCUGUCCACUUUCACAAAUAUUGUAUUCUCGUUCCAAGCAUCAAGGAAUGGCCCAUCUGACGUAGCCACCCACGGCAAGCGUCUCGUGAUGGAAAAUCAGAUGUAUUGUAGAAUCGGGCUUCGCUCAUUUGAUAUCGGCGGCAUGAUCGGCGGCAUUGGAAACAGAAAGCACUUCAAGGGUGUCAAGGCUGCCUUUUCCGCCGUAGAGGGCUUUGGUAUGGGCUACGGCCCCGUCAGCGAUGCGCUGGCUUUCUGA
Beauveria bassiana ARSEF 2860 is the source of this 498-nucleotide messenger RNA. RefSeq lists its product as uncharacterized. The record is from RefSeq and is a predicted model, not a curated record. The transcript has 4 exons. Bases 1 to 498 code for a protein of 165 amino acids. NCBI's taxonomy places the organism in Eukaryota, Fungi, Ascomycota, Sordariomycetes, Hypocreales, Cordycipitaceae.